AUGUUGGGUUUUACAAAAAUUAAUGGUAGCUUCAAAUUUCUUGAUUUUUUACUGCCACAGGUGCCCUACGGUGAGUUCCAUCACAAGCAGCAGACACUGACCUACGAGAAGGGAUAUGCAGUCAGAGCUCUCCUGACGCACAGCAAUGAAAAUGUUGACUCAUAUCCUCCAGAGAUGCCAGUGGACUAUUCAAGUGCUGGCAAAGAGGUCACAGCAUCGCCAGUCUCUCAUGAUGCAGCAAGCAAAUUGCCAAAAUGGGUGGAGUAUGAUCGCAAGGUGCUCCGAUGGUUUGCAUACUUCAAGGAGUCAGUGACAGAGAGCGCUCAGGAGCAGUAUCGCAUCCGCCGCAUCACCAUCUUGUACUACCUCGAAGAUGACACCUUGGAAGUGACAGAGCCCAAGCAGGAGAACAGUGGCAUCCUACAGGGGAAGUUUAUGAAGCGGCACCACAUUCUCAAACCGGACGGCAGUGCGUACAAACCAAGGGACCUUGCUGUUGGGGCCGAGGUCAUCAUGUAUGGACGGACGUUCUACAUCAUUGGCAUUGAUGCACACACUCGGUGCUACCUGGAAAGAUUGGGCAUCAGCAUGGCCCCAGAUCAGUCCUACCCCGAGUCGCCAUACGACACCAAGCUUGCUUCCUUGCACAGCACAGGUAUAAAUAAUGCAACACUGCAUGUUACCAGCAAGACUCGCAUGACAGGAUUCGGGCAGCAGGACGUCGGCUUCCUUGCCUCAAUGAGCUGCGUUCCCUUGAGAGGUUUGAAUACUUUGGCUCAAUCAUGUGGGUCUGUACAGGUCUUGCGCUUUUAUAUAAUCUGGGACGAUCGAGCUAGCCUGUACGGGGACAGAAGGCCCUACAAGCUGCAUUACUUUGUGGAGGACGGCACCUGCGAGAUCCUGGAGAGCCUCGACAGAAACUCAGGCCGCGAUCCAUUCCCUGUCUUCCUUAGACGCGCUCUUCUUCCCAUGAACGGAGAGGCUCCAAAGCCUGGCUUCGCCCCGGACCGUGCCAUGUGUUACGGACCCUCAGAUCUGCGCAUGGGUACCUGCAUUGCCGUGUACGGACGCCUGUUCUUCAUCCAUGACUGCGAUGACUUCACACGCAAAUGGCUCAAGGAAAACAUGGGAAGCAGCGAUGAGGAGCUGUGUGCUGUUGAUGUCACGGAGCCCGUGGAUGCAGCACCUGCCAAGCAGCUGCCUGAGUACAAUGGCUUCGGCUCGCUGGAAGACUCUGCACAGAACUGCACCAGCCUGAUACCCAGGCCCCCUCGCAAGGACUUCUACAAGCUCAUGAACAAAGACAAGGCUGUGCUGCGGUUUGUGUGCCACCUCGUUGAACAAGCAGGGGCUCCUAAGUCUCGCUUGAGCCCUACUGACGGGGAACGGCGCUUUGUGUUGUCAUUCUUCAUGGCGGAUGACACGCUGGCAAUCUUCGAGCCCCCACUGAAGAACAGCGGUGUGGUGGGUGGCAAGUAUCUUGAGAGACGCCCAGUGACUCAUCCUGGCUCAGAUAAGCUCAUAACAGAUGUUGAUCUGCACGUGGGAGCAACUGUGCCGAUCUUGCAGCGCAACUUUGAGCUAUUAGAUGCAGAUGAGUUCACCUUCCAGUACAUGGAAAACAAUCGGCAUUUAUAUGUCAUGGCCGAUGCUGAUCAAGCUCUCCGCGCUCUUGCAGCAGCAGUCCAAAGAGCAGGCAACUCUGGAGCAUUCCAGGAGGACGAUAGUGAGCCUUCGGGAAGCGCCUACAUGACCCUCUCCCAGUUGAAUGAAGCCAUCAAAAGCUUGGGAGCAGUAAUCAGCAAGCAUCAGAUCAUCAGCAUCUACCGGCGCAUGCCAAAGGACGUUCUUCAACGAGUAUCCGUCAUGAGCAUUCUGCAGGCUCUGUGCUGUUGUACUGUGCUUCAGAUGAGGUGUCAAGUCAAGAUGAUCUGUUCCUAA
Coccomyxa subellipsoidea C-169 is the source of this 1941-nucleotide messenger RNA. RefSeq lists its product as hypothetical. Gene Ontology annotation, biological process: mitotic spindle organization; mitotic cytokinesis; cilium-dependent cell motility. Gene Ontology annotation, molecular function: alpha-tubulin binding. The record is from RefSeq and is a predicted model, not a curated record. Gene Ontology annotation, cellular component: mitotic spindle; axoneme. NCBI's taxonomy places the organism in Eukaryota, Viridiplantae, Chlorophyta, Trebouxiophyceae, Coccomyxaceae. The transcript has 10 exons. Bases 1 to 1941 code for a protein of 646 amino acids.